Molecule: messenger RNA, 1253 nt
Organism: Musa acuminata AAA Group (dessert banana)
Lineage: Eukaryota; Viridiplantae; Streptophyta; Magnoliopsida; Zingiberales; Musaceae
Product: NAC domain-containing protein 21/22-like
Exons: 3
Coding region: 239-1096 (285 amino acids)
Biological process (GO): regulation of DNA-templated transcription
Molecular function (GO): DNA binding
Source: RefSeq, a predicted model, not a curated record
UUAUAAAUGCAGUGAUCUGAAACUCGACACUGAGCAUCAAAGACAGCAAACUGUUUAGGUUCAUCUUCAUCUGCUUCGAUUCGUGGAUGAGAUGUGACCAUGAUGCCAUACUUCCUUGCAGAUAAAUCCUUCUUACUCGACUUAGCAAGAAGAAUGACUCGAGAACAAAUCUGCAUGUCGCCAUCAACGUCAACAAGCAACGUGGGAAGGAUGAUAGGAGCGGGAAAAAGAAUGUGGCAUGAUUCAUCCCCUCUCCCUGCAACCUCCAAUCUAUGCCAUGCUAUUGCUCCCCUUUAAAGUUGACUUGGCGAACCUAUUCAUACAACACCUAAGCCCCCCCCUAGCCUUAAUACAUCCCAUCCCAUCAUUGCUUCCAUUCUGUGGCUUGGCGGCUCUCAUGAACGCCACCAUGAGCAUGUUGAGCAUGGUGGAGGCGAAGCUGCCUCCAGGUUUCAGGUUCCACCCGAGGGACGACGAGCUCGUCUGCGACUACCUCGCCGCGAAGGCCGCCGGAGGCAGCACCGAGAGCGGUUCCAUGAUGAUGGUGGAUGUUGAUCUCAACAAGUGUGAGCCAUGGGAUCUCCCUGCUGCCGCAUGUGUUGGGAGCAACGAGUGGUACCUCUUCAGCCUUCGAGAUCUGAAGUACGCGACCGGGCAGCGGACCAACCGGGCGACCAUGUCAGGCUACUGGAAGGCCACAGGGAAGGAUAAACCAGUGACCCGAAAAGGAUUGCUGGUUGGGAUGAGGAAGACUUUGGUGUUCUAUCAAGGAAGAGCUCCCAAGGGGAAGAAGACAAAGUGGGUCAUGCAUGAAUUCCGCAUGGAAGGAUCUGAUGGUGCUCCAAAGUUGCCUUUCAAGCCAGACUGGGCCCUAUGUAGAGUCUUCUGCAACAACAGAAGGAUCUCCACCAUGCCAAGCAUGGAGGCAAGCCAUGAAAACUCGGGUUCACAGUCCCUCUCAGCUCUAAUGGACAACUGCAUCACCUUUGGCCAAACCCCUUUCUACUCAGAGGGGUUUGAGCAGGUGCCCUGCUUCUCCAGCCUAUCUCCAAGCUAUGUAUCCCAGUGCCAAGACUUUGUCCUAACAAAAUGUUGAGCUCAAACUGGUGGUUUGCCUGAGUUGAACUCUGGAUGGAUCACCACUUGCGUGCUGACUACUUCAAUCCGCGCGCUGGAAGGAUCACCACCCUCAACAGCCAGAAGCUCCCCAUUCUAAGAUUCGUCCAAAUGAGUGCUGUAAGGGGACUCCUCCG